UUUUGGAGCAAUUGUCAGUUGGAGGACGAACGUUGAGGCUUUUGGUUCACUGACGAGUUUUUGCAAAAUAAAUAUAUCAAAGUUCCUUAGUAAACAGUGAAAAUAAGCUGAAAAAUGAGUUCCGUGGACGAAGAUCUGACACCUGAGCAAAUUGCAGUGCUUCAGAAAGCCUUUAACAGCUUUGAUCACCAGAAAACCGGUAGCAUCCCAACUGAAAUGGUAGCGGAUAUUUUGCGUUUGAUGGGACAACCGUUCGAUAAGAAAAUUUUAGAGGAACUUAUUGAAGAAGUGGAUGAAGAUAAGUCCGGUCGUUUGGAGUUCGAAGAGUUCGUGCAGUUGGCUGCCAAAUUUAUCGUCGAAGAGGAUGCUGAAGCCAUGCAAAAGGAGUUGCGCGAAGCUUUCCGCUUAUACGAUAAACAAGGCAACGGUUUCAUUCCAACAACUUGCUUAAAAGAAAUUCUCAAAGAGUUGGACGAUCAACUGACCGAGGCUGAACUUGAUAUUAUGAUCGAGGAGAUUGAUUCGGAUGGCUCUGGCACGGUGGACUUUGAUGAAUUCAUGGAAAUGAUGACCGGGGAAUAGAUCUAAACUACAGAUCUAACAUGCCUUCAUACAUA
Molecule: messenger RNA, 617 nt
Organism: Bactrocera latifrons
Lineage: Eukaryota; Metazoa; Arthropoda; Insecta; Diptera; Tephritidae
Gene: TpnC73F
Product: troponin C
Exons: 5
Coding region: 115-582 (155 amino acids)
Molecular function (GO): enzyme regulator activity; calcium ion binding
Source: RefSeq, a predicted model, not a curated record